AUGGAGUACGACAAGGCUUCGGCGCCCGGUCCGCCAGAAUCCAAGAAUUAUCCCCACCAGAGCGUUGCCUCAGGCGACAACCUGAAAGAUGGCCGACGGCGAGUGCAGGGUCCGGCAGUCGACACAGGCAUCUUGGGAGAGCCCAUCAAAUUCGCAUUCUCGGGCAAGACCGCCCGGAACAGAUUCUUGAAGGCUCCCAUGACCGAGCGUCUGUGUCACUGGAACGAGCACGGCCAACCCAUCUCCGUUCGUGGUUUCCCUUCCAAGGAAUACAAGCAUCUCUACAGGAGAUGGGGCCAGGGCGAAAUCGGCAUGAUCGUCUCGGGCAACACCAUGAUCCGCUACGAUGCAGUCGAGGCCUACGGUAAUCCUAUCCUCCAAGAUGACCACGACGGGAGGGUGGAAACGUACCGAGAAAUGACGAGUCUGGCAAAAGCUCACGGCUCAUUGAUUGUCGCUCAGCUCUCUCAUCCAGGACGUCAGGGACCUAAAGCGCUGAAUCCGCAUCCUGUAUCGGCUAGCGAUGUGCAGUUGCAGAAGCACUGGGCCGGCAACGAGUUCGCACGGCCAACACCGUUGACCAUACCGGACAUCAAGGAGAUUGUUCGCCAGUUCGGCGAGACCGCAUAUCUCUGCCACCAGGCAGGCUUCGAUGGAGUGCAGGUCCACUGUGCUCACGGUUAUCUGCUGGCUCAAUUUCUCGCCCUCACGACCAACACGCGCGACGACGAGUAUGGUGGCUCCUUCGAGAACCGAAGCCGCAUCAUCUUCGACAUCAUUGACGAGAUUCAUCGUCGAGUCACGGAUGCGAGCUUCAUCAUCUGCGUCAAAGUCAACUCGGUCGAGUUUCAACCCGGUAGGGCCAUGUCGACCCACCUUUCACGUCAACCGUCAGCGCUAAUCUCACACAACUCGUGUGUAUAGGUGGCCAGACGCCAGAAGACUGCCGUAAUCUCUGCCAAAAGCUGGAAGAAGCACGCGUCGACUUUAUAGACCUAUCCGGCGGCACCUUCGAAGGCAGAGCAUUCGAACACAAGAAAGGUAAUCUCAAAUUUCUACUCCACCCAAAACACCCUCUCACCACGCUUUCUUUUUCACACAGAAUCCACCAAAGCCCGCGAAUCCUAUUUCAUCGAAUUCGCCGAACUCAUCCGACCCCUCCUGACCAAGACCCGACUCUACGUGACAGGCGGCUUCCGCACCGCCAGCGGCAUGGUGAGCGCCAUCAACGCUUCCGCCUGUGACGGCAUUGGCAUCGCCCGUCCUCUUGCUGCGGAACCUUACCUCUGUAAGGAAAUCCUGGAGGGGAAAGUGACCGGUGCGAUUGAGAAUCUGAUGCCCGUGCCGAAGAACACCCAGGCGAGUGGGAUGCAGUUGGGCCAGAUUGGGAGUGGCGAAAAGUUGGUGAGCGAUUGGAGUGACGAGGGAGAGGUGAAGAGGUGGUUGGAAGCGGAUAGGGUGGAAGAGGAGCGGAAGAUUGGGAUUCUGCCCGUGGUGGACAGUAAUGGGUAUGCGCCCAUCAAGGCGGUGGUGGGGUUUGAGUAUCUGAGGUAA
Molecule: messenger RNA, 1554 nt
Organism: Lecanosticta acicola
Lineage: Eukaryota; Fungi; Ascomycota; Dothideomycetes; Mycosphaerellales; Mycosphaerellaceae
Source: the annotation of a GenBank genome assembly